AUGCCCGGGCUUUCAGCCCAAGCGUUUCGUGCAUCUAAACCUCAGCUGCCAGUGCGCAUGCUCAAUUGCCGUUCGGAUUACCCUCUCAAGGAUCGUGAGGCUUGUUUGAAAAUUGAUCUACGCCUCUUCCAUGCCGGCGAUCCAGUGCAGAAUGGCUAUUUCAUGUUCGCCUUUCUUGACAUCCCAUCUUUGGGAUCAAAGGAGGGCAAAGCAGGGGUCCAGUUAACCAUAAGCUGGCCCUAUGAAUCGGGCUAUCUAGACGAAAAAGAACCAUCAGAUGCACCAACCUAG
Penicillium vulpinum is the source of this 291-nucleotide messenger RNA. RefSeq lists its product as uncharacterized. The coding region runs from base 1 to 291 and encodes 96 amino acids. Lineage: Eukaryota; Fungi; Ascomycota; Eurotiomycetes; Eurotiales; Aspergillaceae. The record is from RefSeq and is a predicted model, not a curated record. The transcript has a single exon.